AUGGCCUCCUCCACCUCUUCCAACACGGACUCUUCGCACGAUACAUUCGAUUUGAUCAGGAUUCUACAACAAAUGCUUCGAGAAGAAUUUUUGGAUAAUCCGGCGAUUUUCGAUCAGAACGCCACUCACAAUUCGACCACAAAUAUCAAUUAUCUCCUCGGUGAGACACUAAUGAAUGAAUUCGCGAAUCCAUAUAUCGAAGAGAAUCGAUUCGGAAUUAUUGGACAGAGAAAUGGAGGCCAUGGCCCACAACCGAACCGACCACCACAAGCAAUCGUAAAGAGAGGCAGAGAGAAUGCGAAGGAGAUUCGGAUGUUUUUGGAUGGCCGCGAGCCGCAAUCAAUGCUCAGCCCACCGCCAUCAGAAUAUCCACGUCUUCAAACAACUCCACGUCGUCCUCAUCUUCAUCUUCUAAAUCCACGUCUUCAACCAUUCGUCUUCCCACCACUAAACGGCGUCCCAAUUCGUGUCGAGACCUCUCCACUGACUCCGCCUCCUCCACCGCCAGUCGUCGUUUUGAAUCAUAGAGAUCGGAAGACGUCGUCGACGACUCCACCGUCUCCACGCAACAAUUGCUGUUGUUUCUGUUAUGGAACUGCGAAGAAACGGGCGGAGGCGCGGAAUCUGCCGAUUCCAUCGAAAGACGACAUCGGACCGUGGUCUACUCAUCGCAGUAUCACUAAUGAUGAUGUCACAUGUCCAACACUUCAACAAGUGACUUGUGGUCUGUGCGGAGCCACCGGACGCCGUGCUCACACGACAUCUCACCACCGCAAAUCACUCGCUUUCCGUGUCAAUUGA
Messenger RNA from Caenorhabditis remanei, 801 nucleotides. RefSeq lists its product as uncharacterized. Gene Ontology annotation, cellular component: perinuclear region of cytoplasm. The transcript is spliced from 6 exons. Lineage: Eukaryota; Metazoa; Nematoda; Chromadorea; Rhabditida; Rhabditidae. Gene Ontology annotation, molecular function: mRNA binding; zinc ion binding. Bases 1 to 801 code for a protein of 266 amino acids. The record is from RefSeq and is a predicted model, not a curated record. Gene Ontology annotation, biological process: negative regulation of translation; oogenesis.